GCUUGUCGCUUGUCUCCUCGUCAGCUCGUCCUUUCAAUCUUUACAUCGACACGAUGGAGAUUCGGCGAUGACAUCAUUAAGUCUGGACAUGGACAAAUCUUUUCAUGGAUGCGAUCAGAACCUUGAACUGAAAAAAGCUUCUUGCAGCAAUAAAGGCCUGAAUACGGUUCCCCAGAAUCUUUCUGGGGAUGCCGAGGUGCUUGACUUGUCUCAUAACAAUAUCACCAAACUCUUGAACUCCUCGUUUGAAGUAUACCCUCUAAUCAACUCCUUGGACAUUUCUUUUAACGAUAUAAGAGCGAUAGAAUCCGCCGCUUUUUACCCCCUCAGGGGUUUGAUGCACUUGGACCUAUCCUACAACCAGCGUCUUGCGCUUCCAGCAACAGGCGUUUUUAUGAUGUCUGCACAGCUUUCCAUUCUCGAUUUAACGUCAUCAAACUUGAAGUCGCUCCCCAAUGACACUCUAAAGUGGAGUCCACAUCUAGAUACUGCAUAUCUGUUGAACAACUCGCUCUCCUUCAUCAAUUUAAGUUCUUGUGGCAUGGUCGGCACUGUAAACAUGAUGAUCAAUCGGAUACAACACCUUACGUCGAGAGAUUUCACCUUUGUGUGCCACACUGAUACUCUAGAUCUUGGAGGAAACCAUAUCAAAUCAGUAGACCCUGAUGUGAUCGCAUCACUACAUGUUCGCUCUUUGGUGCUAGGUCGCUACAAUUUAAGUUUCGAGGUGCUAGCGAACAUCGUCCUCGGAAUCUCAAAAUCUGACAUCGAACAGCUAACAAUCGAGUAUGGUUCUGUUGGUGCGUUUCCUAAAGGUUUCUUUGAUCCUCUACGCAAUUCUUCUCUCUCUGUUCUGGACCUAAAAUUCAACGACCUGAAUAGCCUCCAUCAUUUAGUCUUCUCAAAUUUGACAAAACUGAGAGAACUCAGUUUCAGUGAUAACAAACUCCCCAUAUUCGAAAUUCAACCAGACUUUUUCGACGGCAUGAAUGCAUUAAAAGUACUGGCAAUCAACGACAACAAAGUAAGACAAAUAAAUACUCACAAUCAGAUUUGGACAGUGGACUUAUCGGAGUUCGACUUAUCCGGUAAUCUGAUUACAGAAAUAUCUGCAUCUGUAUUUCGCGGUUUAGGAAAUUUAACUUUAUUAGACAUGAGCUCGAACAAUCUCCUCUCUGUCUUUGAGCUGACGGCCUUUUCGGGACUUGACAAUAUUCAAACCAUUGAUUUGACCGGAAGUCGAUUAACUGUUUUUGAAUUGGACGCCCCAUUAUUAAGGUCACUUUUCCUUAACUCUCUUCCUACAGACUUCCUUCCUUUUCAACCAGGAGAAUCGUUUCAACAUUUACAAUCUCUUGUUAAUUUAACCAUGAGACACUCUGACCUUUACGUCCUGAUUUUAUGGAAUGCAACUACAAACGCGUCUCUAUUCGAUGGAUUAUUUGAUCUUAGUCAUUUGGACUUGAGUAUUAACCCUCACCUGAGUUUUAUACGCGAUAUACCGCCAGGGAUAUUCCGGCAACUCUCUGCUUUACAAUGGCUAAAUCUAGACUAUUGCGGAAUUAGAAAUCUACAUCCUCUUGUCUUCUCGGGAUUGGAAUCGCUUCAGAAGUUGACUUUGGAGGGAAACUUCAUCCAGCAUAUUCAUGAUGAUGUGUUGUCGGGGUUGGGUCAAAUAAAGAGUAUUAGUUUUAAAGAAAAUCGUAUCGACUUCUUGGAGGAACAAAUGUUCUCAAAUAACUUGAAGCUCACAAAUCUUUCCUUGGCCAACAACAGAUUAACGGGCCUUAAUCAAAGCACUUUCAAGCCGAUCUUUUCCUCCAUUUUAUCACUCGAUCUAUCAACGAACCCAAUUAGUUGUAACUGUGAUCUAAAGUGGCUCAUUGAUUGGUUAAAUGGACCUACACGCCUGAAAAACAAGCAAGACACUAUCUGUUCGCCAGCAUCUCUAGAGCCUCUUCGUGAGAAACUCCUGCUUGAUUUUGAUCCAAAUGAACUCUGUAUAAUAAACUAUGGUCUAUUCUCUCUGAUUCCCCUCGCCUCCAUUAGCUUGGUUGUAAUCAGCGUGCUGUUGUAUCACUACCGAUGGCAGUUGAGGUACAAACUAUUCCUCUUGAAACUGGCCGCAGUGGGCUAUAAAGAGAUGCGAAACGCUCGAGACCACAACGACUACGAGUUUGACGUGAACAUCAUUUUCUACGACGAUGACGAAGAUGACGAAGAAUGGAUUCGCGAACAGCUCCGACCGGCUCUCAAAGAACGGCUACCACAGUUUCAGAGGAACGUCUAUGGUGACCAAGACCUUGUGUUGGGUAUGCAUUACUUAGAUUCCGUCGAUUACGUGGUGAGCCACAGUUACAAGACCAUCAUAGUGCUUAGUAGAGCUGCAGUGCAAGACCACUGGUUCAUACUCAAGUUCCGGACGGCCAUGGACCACGUGAGUGACACUCUGACUGAAUUCGUAGUCGUAGUCUUUCUCGAAGACAUCCCAGAUGAUGAAAUGCCAUUCUUGGCGAGGUUGUACCUAAAUGAUGGCAGACCCUAUAUUCACUGGAAUGAGAACGUGAGAGGACAGGAAUAUUUCUGGGAUAAAUUGACCAAAAAUCUGACCAUUAAUCUAAGGACGAAUGACUUGAUCCCAAACGAGUAGCAUAACAGUCAUAUAGGAACCUAGAGAUACGUGUGAUGGUUAUCAGUAAUGAAAGUAGUGGUA
Molecule: messenger RNA, 2713 nt
Organism: Strongylocentrotus purpuratus (purple sea urchin)
Lineage: Eukaryota; Metazoa; Echinodermata; Echinoidea; Camarodonta; Strongylocentrotidae
Product: toll-like receptor 3
Exons: 1
Coding region: 68-2650 (860 amino acids)
Biological process (GO): immune response; toll-like receptor signaling pathway
Cellular component (GO): membrane
Molecular function (GO): protein binding; transmembrane signaling receptor activity
Source: RefSeq, a predicted model, not a curated record